UAAUAUAUUAAGGUUCGAAUUGAAUAAGAAAAAAAAAAGAGUACAAAAUCUAUGUAAGCACGUCACUUUUACGAGAAAACUAUUUUCAAAAAAAAAAAAAAAAAACUUUUACGAGAAAACUGAAUAUUCGUUAAUGGAUCCUCCUAAGCGCAAUCAGGUCGCCGCCCCGUUGUCAUCUUCGGCGAAGUCUUUGGAAAUGCAGGUAAGCGUUCAAAUUUUUAGUAGUGUUUGGUUGCGUUCACAGACUGUUUGUUUGGUGAGAAAAUAGUGAAACAAGAAAAAGAAAUAGGGUUUAUUUCUCUAUUUUCAUUUUUUUAUUUUUUUAUUUUUUUUUAUGAGUUGGCACUGUAGUAUAAUUUGAUGGUCGCUUGUGGAUUUGUUUAUGGACAUGAAUGAUGAUAGGUUUCGUGGAAGUUAAUUUUUUUUUUGUUAUAAUUCUUUACUUCAACAUUUUCUAAGCAAUCAAAGAAAUAAUUUUGGCUUUUUGGGAGAAUUUGAUUAUGGUAACUGGGUUUCAAUCAUUUUAGCAAUACAACUUGUCUUUAAUUUAGUUGUACUAAGUUAUAUCUAGUAUGUCUAAAGUUCACUAUAUGGAAUGACAGAAAUUACUUUUGGAGAAAAGUUUUAGAUCACUAUUUGCAUCAUCUUUGUGUUCAAUUUUUAUCUCUUUUGGGAUGAUCAUCCUUAGCAACCAUGAAAUUGGAAGAACGUGACUGAAUUGCCUGAUAAGGAUCUUUCAUAUGCAUCAUGAGAGAAGGUAAUCUAUCCUUGUCAUUUCUUUUAAGAUUUUGUGCAGUAGAGUAAUUUGAGUAUUGAAAUGAAGGAGGCCAAUUAUCACCAACACAGUACACGUAGACAUCUUCAUUUUGAACUGCAAGAGUGUAGCUACUGGAAAUAUGGCAAAUUCAAGGGAUAGCCUACGAAACUUGAAGAAUGUGGCUGUUGUUAGAGAUAAAGACCAUAUUAGAGAAGACCACUUCAAAGAUAAGCCACCAGAGGAAUGUAGAUCAAGAAGGAGAUAAUAUUUUUCUUCUAUAUUAUCUCCUCAUAUAUUUAUCUCCUUAUUUAUCUUAUAUUCUAAGAGAUAACAUUGUACUCUAAGUAGGACUCUAGUAUCAUAUUCAAAUUCUCUUGAAAAGAUUAUAUAGAAUUCAAACUGUACAUUACUCUAUAUAAUAAACGUGAUAGUGUGCUGUUUAGGUAUUCAAGCCUAAAGCAAUUUCAAUAUAUUUCAGCUGUACCUCAUGGCAAGAGAAGAACAAUCCCCAACACUUGGGAGUCAGUCAGCUAUGCUCGGUCCAUAAAUUCCCAGUUCCCUUUCUGCCCUUUUGAAGUGGUUAGAUCCACUCAGACAAGUGGAAAUUCUGCAAUAUUGUCUCCCCUUCCUUCUGGUAUUGGUUUGCAUGUAAAUAGCAUCGGCAGAUCUGUGGUCUUCGACUCGGAUAUGUUUGCAAGCAAGAACUCAACUGGGUACCUGAGUUCACAAGAUAACCUAGUGCCUGAGGACCCAAAUAGUAUCUCAAUUUCAGCUGUAGCUAGGCCAAUGUUUUCUCAUGCAGAUGUAGAUCAGCAGGAAAGUCAAGCUGGUGUGGCAGCCACUUAUGCCAUUAAUAGUCUGAAUCCCCCAUGUGAUUCUUUUUCUUUGACACAAAUUGAGCAGCAGGUGGCUUCUGGUGAGGGGAGAAUGUCCACUUCACAAAAUUCUGACAGUGUGGAGUCAUCGAACCAAGUAAGCCGCACAAGGAAAAGGAAAAGGGCAGCAAACAAACGUGAGAGUGAUGGCUGCACACGAUGUAGUUGUAGGAAGUCCAAAUGCUUGAAACUCUGGACUUUAUUGCGUGGAUUGUUGUUCAUGUGAAAGCUGUAUUAACAAACCUGAAUAUGAUGACUUGGUUCUUGAUACACGGCAGCAAAUUGAAUCUCGUAAUCCUCUUGCAUUUACUCCAAAGAUUAUUACGCAUGCCACUGA
Molecule: messenger RNA, 1969 nt
Organism: Corylus avellana
Lineage: Eukaryota; Viridiplantae; Streptophyta; Magnoliopsida; Fagales; Betulaceae
Source: RefSeq, a predicted model, not a curated record